GCCCGCCCAUUUUCCCUCUCUCUGUCCCCCCUCAGGCAAAUACAGAGAGAAGAGAGAGAGAGCGAUUCUUUAAAAUGGGCCUCUCUUCUGCUUCUUCCACUCUUCUUCCCAUGGCGUUUUUCUCCCUGUCUCUCCUCUUCUCCCUCUUCUCACUCGCCCCCCAAGUUAUGGCUCUCAAAGGCAUUGAUGUGGAAAAUCCAGCUGUAGAUGUUGCUCCUAGGUUGCCUGUGGUGAGUGGGUUAUCUAAAGAUGCAGCAUUGUGCGAAAGGGUUCAAGUGGCUGGUAUAUCUAGAUUGAAGCUUGGGAAGUAUUCGAGUGCAUAUCGAGUGACCGUGACGCCUUCCGUGGUAAUCCCGGAAAGAUUGCACAAUAAGAUCCAAAUUUGCUUUCAAAAGAAUUCGUCGCUGGGACUGUGUCAGUGUGAAAAGGAUGACUGGAAAAGUGUGACAAAGGGAAUAUUGGUCUCAGUUGCAUCACCUUAUGAGGAUCGAUACAUUGAUGUAAAAUUUGUUGGCGAUCUUUCUGGUUCUGUCACAGUUACAGUAGAAGAAGAAUUUCAAGGAUGGCGGUUGAUUUUUCUGGCUUUGGGUAUCAUGUUAUUGUUGUUGGCACCCAUUGUAAGCAGUUGGGUUCCAUUUUACUAUAGCAGUUCAAUGGCAAUUGGAAUAUGCCUUGUCAUUAUAAUCCUUCUGUUUCAGGGAAUGAAGUUAUUACCAACGGCCAGGAAAAACAUCUUUUACCUAACCAUAUAUGGUUCAGUGCUUGGAGCAGGAUCAUUUUUGUUGCGACACUUCUCUAUGUUGGUCAAUUCAAUCCUAAUCAAUUUUGGUCUCAGUGAAGAGAUGUACAAUCCUGUCUCUGUUUUCCUGCUAGUUGGAAUUACCCUUGCUGGAGCUGCUCUAGGAUAUUGGCUUGUUCGGAAGUUCGUCAUUGCGGAAGACGGCAGUGUUGAUGUUGGCAUCGCUCAAUUUGUGAAAUGGGCAAUACGAAUAGUUGCAGUCACUUUUAUUUUCCAGAGCACUCUUGAUAUUCUUUUGGCUGCAGCAGUGCUAAUUUCUUGUCUGGUGAUGUGCUUUGGAUUUACAUCGAUGAGGUGGAAUGACCUUGAGGAUCUGCCAUUUUCUCUAGAUGGGAGCCUUUGGGCAUGGAGAUCUGGACAAGCAAAUGUUAAACAUAAACAUGCUGAAUUUUACAGCAGGCCAGGGAAGAAGAAUCAUCAUAGUACUCUUUGGAAUAGCCCAAAAGGUUCAUUUCCAGGCUCUCCUGUUAAAGGCUUGCAAUCACCACUUCAACGGGUUACAAGAACCCAGCAGGGUUAUUAUUCACCAUCUGCCCGCAGAGGGACAAGAAAUUGGCAGGAUCACUAUUCUACCUUUCACGAAACACCUAACAGAAAGAAAUAUACAAAGCAAGAGUGGGAGGAUUUCACUCAAGAAUCUACUCGUCAAGGUCUGGCCGAGUUGGCAUCUUCUCCAGAAUUCACUGAUUGGAUCAUCAAAAAUGCCGAUAGGAUACAACUUCGCUCGGAUCAUAGCUCAGAUGAAACAGUAGGAAGUGGAUCAGAUUCCACAGAUGAGCAGGCUGUGGAAAGCUGCAAUGGUAUUCGUUUGUUCAAGUGGUAACACAGGAUAAUGGUUGCGAUGCCUUGUCCAUGAUUUUGGUUUGUGACAUAGGUUAUUCUUAUUUGUUAGGCUAGCUAGUUGUAAACCCCAAUCCCAUAACCCUAACUCCCCAACCAGAGGGAAAAGAAAGAAGGCAUUUGUUAAUCCUACAGACUCGGUAGGUUUUGUAAUUCUACUCCUUGUGUAUAUCUGUAAAUUUUGUUUAGUAUCUAGGCUUCGAAACCCUUGAGGUUAAUGUUCAUCAUCAUCAUCAUAAAAAAAAAGGGUUUCUUCCUUUAACAAUUCUGUAAAAUUGAAACAUUGAGGGCAUACGAUGCAUGUUAUUAUGUGGGUUUGGAUCA
This is a messenger RNA of Coffea eugenioides, 1963 nucleotides long. RefSeq lists its product as uncharacterized. NCBI's taxonomy places the organism in Eukaryota, Viridiplantae, Streptophyta, Magnoliopsida, Gentianales, Rubiaceae. The record is from RefSeq and is a predicted model, not a curated record. Bases 75 to 1622 code for a protein of 515 amino acids. The transcript is spliced from 10 exons.